AAGUUGAGGGGAGGGGGUGAAAGAGCCGGCGAAUUCUUUUUCUUUUUCUAUUAUUAUUUUGAAGACUCCCGAGUUGCGCCCAUGCUCUUGUCAGCUUCGUUCUAGGCGUAGCACGGCCAGGCAGAAGAAAAUGGGGCAAAGCGUGCUCCGGGCGGUCUUCUUUUUAGUCCUGGGGCUUUUGGGUCAUUCUCACGGAGGAUUCCCCAACACCAUCAGCAUAGGUGGACUUUUCAUGAGAAACACGGUGCAGGAGCACAGCGCUUUCCGCUUUGCUGUGCAGUUAUACAACACCAAUCAGAACACCACCGAGAAGCCCUUCCAUUUGAAUUACCACGUAGAUCAUUUGGAUUCUUCCAAUAGUUUUUCUGUGACUAAUGCUUUCUGCUCCCAGUUCUCGAGAGGGGUGUAUGCCAUCUUUGGAUUCUAUGACCAGAUGUCAAUGAACACGCUGACCUCCUUCUGUGGAGCUCUGCACACGUCCUUUGUCACACCCAGCUUCCCCACUGAUGCAGAUGUGCAGUUUGUCAUCCAGAUGCGCCCAGCCUUGAAGGGCGCUAUUCUGAGUCUUUUGGGUCACUACAAGUGGGAGAAGUUUGUGUACCUUUACGACACAGAAAGAGGAUUUUCCAUCCUCCAAGCGAUUAUGGAAGCAGCAGUGCAAAACAACUGGCAAGUGACAGCAAGGUCUGUGGGAAACAUAAAGGACGUCCAAGAAUUCAGGCGCAUCAUUGAAGAAAUGGACAGGAGGCAGGAAAAGCGAUACCUGAUUGACUGCGAAGUUGAAAGGAUUAACACAAUUUUGGAACAGGUUGUGAUCCUGGGGAAGCAUUCAAGAGGUUACCACUACAUGCUUGCUAACCUGGGUUUUACCGAUAUUUUGCUAGAAAGAGUCAUGCAUGGGGGAGCCAACAUUACAGGAUUCCAGAUUGUCAACAACGAAAACCCUAUGGUUCAGCAGUUCAUACAGCGCUGGGUGAGGCUGGAUGAAAGGGAAUUCCCUGAAGCCAAGAAUGCACCUCUAAAGUACACAUCUGCAUUGACGCACGAUGCAAUACUGGUCAUAGCAGAAGCUUUCCGCUAUCUGAGGAGGCAGCGAGUGGAUGUGUCCCGGCGAGGCAGUGCUGGAGACUGCUUAGCAAACCCUGCUGUGCCCUGGAGUCAAGGAAUUGAUAUCGAGAGAGCUCUGAAAAUGGUGCAAGUACAAGGAAUGACUGGAAACAUCCAGUUUGACACUUACGGACGUAGGACAAAUUAUACCAUCGAUGUGUACGAAAUGAAAGUCACUGGCUCUCGGAAAGCUGGCUACUGGAAUGAGUAUGAAAGGUUUGUGCCUUUCUCGGAUCAGCAAAUCAGCAAUGACAGUGCAUCCGCAGAGAACCGGACCAUAGUAGUAACCACCAUUCUGGAAUCACCAUAUGUAAUGUAUAAGAAGAAUCAUGAGCAACUGGAAGGAAAUGAGCGAUAUGAAGGCUAUUGUGUAGACUUAGCCUAUGAAAUAGCCAAACAUGUAAGGAUCAAAUACAAAUUGUCCAUUGUCGGUGACGGGAAAUACGGUGCAAGGGAUCCGGAGACUAAAAUAUGGAACGGCAUGGUUGGGGAACUUGUCUAUGGGAGGGCUGAUAUAGCUGUUGCUCCACUCACUAUAACGCUGGUCCGUGAAGAAGUCAUAGAUUUCUCAAAGCCGUUUAUGAGCCUGGGCAUCUCCAUCAUGAUAAAGAAGCCUCAGAAAUCAAAACCAGGAGUAUUCUCGUUUCUGGAUCCCUUGGCUUAUGAAAUCUGGAUGUGCAUCGUCUUCGCUUACAUUGGAGUCAGUGUAGUUCUUUUCCUAGUCAGCAGAUUCAGCCCUUACGAAUGGCACUUGGAAGACAACAAUGAAGAACCUCGUGACCCGCAAAGCCCUCCUGAUCCUCCAAAUGAAUUUGGAAUAUUUAACAGUCUUUGGUUUUCCUUGGGUGCCUUUAUGCAGCAAGGAUGUGAUAUUUCUCCAAGAUCACUCUCCGGUCGCAUUGUUGGAGGGGUUUGGUGGUUCUUCACGCUGAUCAUAAUUUCUUCCUAUACGGCCAAUCUCGCUGCUUUCCUGACUGUGGAGAGGAUGGUUUCUCCCAUAGAGAGUGCUGAAGACUUAGCUAAGCAGACUGAAAUUGCAUAUGGGACCCUGGACUCCGGCUCAACAAAAGAAUUUUUCAGAAGAUCCAAGAUUGCUGUCUAUGAGAAAAUGUGGUCUUACAUGAAAUCAGCAGAGCCAUCUGUGUUUACCAAAACAACAGCAGACGGAGUGGCCCGAGUGCGGAAGUCCAAGGGAAAGUUUGCCUUCCUGCUGGAGUCAACCAUGAAUGAGUACAUUGAGCAGAGAAAACCGUGUGAUACGAUGAAAGUUGGUGGAAAUCUGGAUUCCAAAGGCUAUGGUGUGGCAACCCCUAAAGGCUCAGCAUUAAGAAAUGCUGUUAACCUGGCAGUAUUAAAACUGAAUGAGCAAGGCCUCUUGGACAAAUUGAAAAACAAAUGGUGGUACGACAAAGGAGAGUGCGGCAGCGGGGGCGGUGACUCCAAGGACAAGACCAGCGCUCUGAGCCUGAGCAAUGUGGCAGGCGUUUUCUAUAUACUUGUCGGAGGUCUGGGGCUGGCCAUGAUGGUGGCUUUGAUAGAAUUCUGCUACAAAUCACGGGCAGAGUCCAAACGUAUGAAACUCACAAAGAACACCCAAAACUUUAAGCCUGCUCCUGCCACCAACACUCAAAAUUACGCUACAUACAGAGAAGGCUACAACGUGUAUGGAACAGAGAGUGUUAAGAUCUAG
Messenger RNA from Eubalaena glacialis (North Atlantic right whale), 2797 nucleotides. RefSeq names its product glutamate ionotropic receptor AMPA type subunit 3 (gene GRIA3). The record is from RefSeq and is a predicted model, not a curated record. Gene Ontology annotation, biological process: monoatomic ion transport; modulation of chemical synaptic transmission; synaptic transmission, glutamatergic. NCBI's taxonomy places the organism in Eukaryota, Metazoa, Chordata, Mammalia, Artiodactyla, Balaenidae. Gene Ontology annotation, molecular function: transmitter-gated monoatomic ion channel activity involved in regulation of postsynaptic membrane potential; AMPA glutamate receptor activity. The coding region runs from base 131 to 2797 and encodes 888 amino acids. The transcript has 15 exons. Gene Ontology annotation, cellular component: plasma membrane; dendritic spine; AMPA glutamate receptor complex.